Messenger RNA from Dermacentor silvarum, 882 nucleotides. RefSeq names its product mucin-5AC. The transcript has 2 exons. The record is from RefSeq and is a predicted model, not a curated record. NCBI's taxonomy places the organism in Eukaryota, Metazoa, Arthropoda, Arachnida, Ixodida, Ixodidae. The coding region runs from base 1 to 882 and encodes 293 amino acids.
AUGUCGCAACCAGGUGCGUUCGCCGUCGCCGCCACCGCGGCCGCCGCGUCUAUUCCAACCACAGUGUCGCCUGAUGCAAAGAGCUGCAGCCCGUCAUCUACAUCGCAGCCGGCAGCGCUUCUUACUGCCGAUCCCACCGUAUCUACGACUCCUCCCGUGCUGGCCAAUGUAAACUCUAUGUCCGCCAAUGAUACUCCCAAUUUUCCUUCGCCCACCGCGUCCCGGGCGGACGACUCGUCGGCGGAGAUGGAUUUCACGGCGUCCCCAGAAAACAACCAUAAUACGCCAACCCCGGAAAGCGCCCGGACCACCGUCGGUACCAGCCGUAAACCUUCCUCCACCGCCCGACCCCGCACCGAGCUCAUCUCUGUUGGUAGCCAACUUCCCCCCGAUACCCUCACUCCCAAGCUGCGUCUAUACGACUUGCUCGCCGCCAUCAUCUCCGCCGCACAUCUCUCCUCCAAAACCAGUGCAGAGAUCACCCUUCAGGCCAAGCCAGCUCAGAGUCAUGUAUUUCUGAAAACGCCUUCCCCUCACACCGCCCACCUCCUUCUCUCUCUCACGCAUCUCCAGCUCAACGGUACUAAGCCUGCCCUUGCUCCCACUUUAGCCAAAGCUCUCACUCAGGGGACUCCCUCCGAGGUCUUUGACAACCUCACCUCUCUGUAUCUCCCGCCCCCUCUUACAACUUCCUACCCAGCCUACUCGGGUGAUCCUAACCCAGACCUGGACCGCCCUUUCACUCUCCGGGAGCUCGAGGCUGCCCUGGCUUCUAAUGCUUCUCGCUCCGCUCCCGGUGAGGACGCCAUAACAUACACCACACUUCGCAACCUUCCUGACCACGCCAAGGAAUUCCUUCUCCAGACUUUCAAUAAGGCCUGA